AGUACUAGCUUCCAGUAACUAUGCCUGGUCUACCCAACGCAACAGAAGCCUUUGUCACCCUGGUAACAAACCCCGAAUAUGGACUUGGUGCAGCAGUGCUAGGCUACAAACUCAGGGCCGUGGGAACUACACGUGCUACUGUUGUCAUGGUUACGGAGACUGUACCAGAGACCACUAGAGCUAUGCUCGCUAAGACCUGGGAUAAAGUGCUGGAUGUCACACAGCUGGAUAGUAAGGAUAGUGAUAGACUUGCUAUGUUGAAGAGACCUGAACUUGGGAUUACUUUCUCCAAGCUUAACGUGUGGAAACUCAAUCAGUAUAAAAAAGUAGUUUUUGUUGAUGCAGACACCAUGCCCCUCUCCAAUAUAGACGACCUGUUCCAGUAUGAGGAGCUGUCCGCCUGCAGAGAUGCGGGGUGGCCUGACUGCUUCAACACCGGACUCUUCGUUCUAGCACCUUCUCCAGACACAUAUAAAGCUAUAAUGAAGCGAGCGUGCGAGGAAGGGUCAUUUGACGGAGGGGACCAGGGGCUGCUAAACGCUCACUUCAACACGUGGUCCCACGGUGACAUUAGCAAGCACAUCCCCUUCUCCUACAAUGUGAACCCCAACGCUAGUUACACCUAUCUGCCUGCUUACAAACACUUUGCUGAUCAGGUCAAGAUGGUACAUUUCCUGGGAGCUGUUAAACCUUGGCAUUAUCAGUAUGCUAACGGCAAGGUACAAGGACAAAACCUGACUGAGCAUACCCGCAAGUUCCUGGAGGACUGGCACAAAGUAGCUGAGAUGGUCAAACAGAGCUACUACCAACCAACUUCAGCUGCUCCCUACGUGCCCCCGAUAUCUACUGGUUCUACUAAACCUGCUGCUCCGUCCAGUCACGUGGUACCUGAUGACGUCAGCAGUGUUCUGUCACACAUCACAGCUCAAAUAAAGAACAAGGAGAAGGCUAAGUCUUCAAUGUACUAGAUUGCGAGCCUCUGUUGCGAGCCUUUGUUGCGAGCCUCUGUUGCGAGCCUUUGUUGUGAGCCUAGCUCAUUGAAGAAACGUUACCCUGCAUGGUUUGAGGGUCGGAGUAAUUACCUUUUUUAUGAGACUGUUCACUGCACACUUACUGUUAUACUUCAUGUGCAGAAUUAGUUAUAACAUAAUGGUGAUCUGACUUCAUUCUCACCUGUAAAAGUGGAAAAUAAGUUAAUCACUAAUAUUUAAUUAUACUUAAUUCUGAGCUACCAUGUAAAAGACAGUGAGCAUAGUUUACUAUGUGUGCAUUGAACAGAUCUUAAUACAUUUGUAGUAGUGUUAAAACUUGAAAAUUUUAUUUUAUAAUUUUCUGUUCGUUGAAGAUUUUGUGAAUGUUAGAAAUGUUAGAAUUUAUAGUAGUUGUUAUAUUCGGAUAUAUUACAUAUUAUUAUGAACAAGGUUUUAAAAUUAAUCGUUUUAAAUGUUUAAUACUUAAUGUUUCUAUCGCAUGUACUUUGCGAUGCAUCUUUUUUGGCUCUCGCAACGUAUUAUAUUUUUGUAUUUUAAAUGUAUCUUUACUUGAAUCAAGAUUUGAUAUUGGCUCAUCUGAGCUAGUUUUACAAGAUUUUAAAGCGUUGAUCGCUAAUUUAUUAUGAAAUUAAUAUUCAUCAAUUUUUACAAAACGUUUUUGAUUCUAAUACGAAUAACUAUGGUUAGUACCAGUAUUUCCGAUUUAACAUUUUUAUUAUGAUUCACAUUAUAAAUACACACUGUACGAAUUCGAUUUAUUAUCUUGAUUCAUGAAA
Messenger RNA from Bolinopsis microptera, 1768 nucleotides. Its product is annotated as glycogenin-1-like. Gene Ontology annotation, cellular component: cytoplasm. The record is from RefSeq and is a predicted model, not a curated record. The coding region runs from base 21 to 968 and encodes 315 amino acids. NCBI's taxonomy places the organism in Eukaryota, Metazoa, Ctenophora, Tentaculata, Lobata, Bolinopsidae. Gene Ontology annotation, molecular function: glycosyltransferase activity. The transcript has 5 exons.